Messenger RNA from Acytostelium subglobosum LB1, 573 nucleotides. RefSeq lists its product as hypothetical. Gene Ontology annotation, cellular component: mitochondrion; peroxisome; cytoplasm. NCBI's taxonomy places the organism in Eukaryota, Evosea, Eumycetozoa, Acytosteliales, Acytosteliaceae. Gene Ontology annotation, molecular function: thioredoxin peroxidase activity. Gene Ontology annotation, biological process: cellular response to oxidative stress; cell redox homeostasis; hydrogen peroxide catabolic process. The coding region runs from base 1 to 573 and encodes 190 amino acids. The record is from RefSeq and is a predicted model, not a curated record. The transcript is spliced from 4 exons.
AUGGCAUUCAGAAACAUUGCAACUCGCCUCGUGGCCCCUUCAUCAAGCUCAUUGCAACAGGGUGUCCGUCACUACACUGUCGGCACCAACGUCUUUAAGACAUGUCCAGAGGGUCUGACCUUCAUCGAUCAGGCCAACCGCAAGCACCCAAUCAAGGAUAUCUUUAGCAACAAGAAUGUUGUCGUUGUUGGAUGCACUGGAUUGCACCCAGUCGAUCAAUUCCAACUUAUACCAUCAUAUGUUAAGAAUGCCGAUAAGAUAUACAGCAAGGGAGUCGACUACAUUGUAUCAUUGUCAACACUGGACGCACCAAUGUUGAAGGCCAACCGCAUCAGUUUAGAUCCAAAGAUUAGACUCACUCAUUUGUGCGAUGAGAAUGCAGAGUUUGCUGAGGCCAACAAGCUUUGUGAAGACAUCAACAUGGAGUCACUUGGUGUCAUGGAUGCUUCAGUCAGGAGAUACAAGAGAUUCGUUCUGAUCGUCAACAAUGGAAACAUCGUUUAUGAGAGUGCCGAGUCAAACCCAGAUGAUUGUUCCCAUACCGAUGCUACUGCAGUCCUUGCUCACCUUUAA